Messenger RNA from Entrophospora sp. SA101, 2235 nucleotides. NCBI's taxonomy places the organism in Eukaryota, Fungi, Glomeromycota, Glomeromycetes, Entrophosporales, Entrophosporaceae. The record is from the annotation of a GenBank genome assembly.
AUGACUGAAACUCCAUUAAAACAACGUUAUAUGGUUAUAACCUCUUCGUGGGAGGCUGGAACUCGUGAUGCUGACACUUUACAUGAUUUGACUUCUAUUCCACUUUCCACUAUAUACAAAUACAUAAAAAAACUCAAAGAUGAUAUUCCUUUGAAUCCUCUACCCCGAUCUGGCAGGCCAAAGAAACUUUCUCCUAAACAACGUCGUCAUCUCGGUCAACUCGUCUCAGUAAACAAAUUUUCUACAAGCACUGAACUUGCAAAUAUUUUAAACGCCCAUAAUCUUGACCUAAAUGUCAGUAAUUGGACAGUGCUCAAUGAACUUCAUAACAUGCAAUAUCGCAUGACUGGUGAGUGUAAUCAGGCAUUUCCAUCAUCACCUUAUUCUUUUAUUUUCAGAUAUUCAGAUAUUCUUCAUUUUGCAGUUUUGCAAUUAACUAUUGAAGAUGAUUCAUACAGUAAUUAUUUGAAGACUGCCAAUGCAUUGAUCUAUAAACUAGGACAUGAGGUUACUUUUAUCAACAGAGAUAGUAUUAAAUCAAGACCUCAUAAUAGUGCUCAAUUGUUUAGUCAACUUAAAACAUGUGUACAAAAAUUAGAAGAUAUUCUUCAAAAUAAAGUUACAGUAGGCAACCUACCAUCUUCACAACCUUCAUACAUUUCCGAUUUUGUUUCUUCAUUAAAUACCAAAAAUCCAACCCCAAUACAUCUGCCACUUAUUCCAUUUUCUCCUCUAUCUAAAAAAGUAUUAUACUACUCUCAAGAACUAGAUAAGACUAAAGCGAAAAUUGAAAAAAUCAAACAACAAAGCCCUAAAAAAAAAAUGGAAGAUGAAUUUCAUCACAAUCAACUUCGUAAAAUAGAGGAGGAAUUAAGAACCAUCGAAACAAAUGCUGUUAAGGUUAACAAUGAUAUCAAACUUAUUUCUGAAGUAAAUUUACUAUACUGGGAUGCUGAUGCUAUUGCUUUACAGUUGACAAUAAUUGAAAGUGAUCUUUUUAGAAAAAUUGAUUUCAAAAAAGAUUUUCAUAUAAAGGACAAAAAAAAUUCAAGGGCACAAGCUUGUCUAGACUUUCAUCGUUAUCUAACCAACAGUUUUUUACAUCAAUUUAUUAUUUCUAUCACUGAUAAUGUUAAACCUUCUCGAAGAGCUUCUUCAUUUAGUAGUGAUAGUGGUGGUGAUUCUCAACAUCUACAUGAAAAUAUAAUAACUCAUGCCAUAAGAAUAUCUUGUUAUCUGUUAAAUGUUUAUCGUAAUUUCAAUAGUUUUGCUGCAAUAAUCAAAGCUUUAACAUCGCCAGAAUUAUAUAGAAUACGUAAAUUAUGGGAUAGUUUACCUGUUGAUACAAUUCAAAUUCUAAAAGAUCUAUCCUGCUUCAUCAAAAAAGAUAAUGAAUAUAAAGCAUAUAAGGAGCUUCUUUUUCAAAAAUUAGAAAUUUUCCGUGAAAAUGAUCAAGGGGUGGUGGUUAUUCCAUGGAUGCAACCUCACUAUGAGGAAAUUAAACAAAUAAAUCACUCUUACACCACAGGGAAAUCUGGAAACUCCUCAGAGAUUAUGCUCUCUCCUCCAGGCGUACGUAAAUCAAUGACAAUUUGUUCUUUGCUUGAACAAUGUCAGUAUAACAUCACUUCACAAGAUUACGAUAGCGAUGAUUUAGCCGUCAAUCUUAAGACUACUUCUAGUAAUUUACCUCUUGCGAAAGAUAAAAUUACUAUGGAUGGUUUAAAUAUUAGAUUACCAUGUGAUCUUUCACAGUUAGGACUUGGUGAUUUAAAGCUACAUCAUUGGCUGGUAUCACGUGCUUAUCUUAAUAAACAACAAUUAGUUGACGAAAUAAUAAGAGAACAUGAAUUUUAUGUUUCGUCAUCAUCAAGAAGAUUAAAAUUCAAUGCCUUGGUAACGACCUAUGAAUUCAUUCUUAAAGAUCGUCAAGAAUUAGGAAAUAUUAAGUGGCAAUAUUUGGCAGUUGAUGAAGCACAUCGAUUGAAAAACAGCGAAUCACAACUCCAUGAAGUAUUGUCUACUUUUCAUACAUCUAAUCGACUUUUAAUAACAGGCACACCAUUGCAAAAUUCUGUUAAAGAACUAUGUGCACUGGUUAAUUUUCUCAUGCCUAAUUUUUUGAUCACCUCCGAUAUUGACAUUGAUGCACCCGACGAGGAACAAGAAGCAAAAAUUCGUGAACUUCAUAAAAGUCUUGAGCCCCAUAUUAAUAUCAAUAACAACGACAUGUGA